GCUUGGAGGGCGCUGGGAGAUUACAUGGGGCAAAGCGGCCCCAAAGUGGGGACUUUCAAGAUAUGUAGGGGCUGUCUUGGAGAUUCUUAAGUAGGAAAGGACAAGUCAAGGCUCUAGGCGGGGCAGGCCUGGAAGGGAGACCACAGAGGGUACUCAAUUUUAAGGAAAACAGCGGGCAGAAAGUGAGAGGUUGUAGCUAUCUAGACCUGGACCAUCCACAAAGCCUCUCCCCGGCCACUUCUGGUACGAGAGGGGCGGGACUAAAGCCGCAGCUGGGGAAUUUCGUGUCGUCACUUCCUUCGCAGGUAUGCUCCUUGCACCCGGAUUGGAUAUCCCAUUCCAAUCAGCCGGAUGUCCCGCCUCCUCAGUUUUUCCUGGGUCUGGCUGAAGCAAUGGCGGCCCUGACAGAAGUGCAGCGGUUACAGGCCAGGGUAGAAGAGCUGGAGCGCUGGGUGUAUGGAGCGGGCGGGGCGCGCGGCUCGCGGAAGGUAGCUGAUGGCUUGGUUAAGGUGCAGGUGGCUUUGGGGAACAUUUCCAGCAAAAGAGAGAGGGUUAAAGUCCUGUAUAAAAAGAUCGAAGACCUGAUAAAAUACCUGGAUCCUGAGUACAUUGAUCGGAUUACUGUUCCUAAUGCUGCCAAAUUGCAGUUCAUCUUAGCAGAGGAGCAGUUUAUUCUCUCCCAAGUGGCACUCCUGGAGCAGGUGGAGACCCUGGCUCCUCUCCUGGACAGCUCUCAUAUCAAAGCUGUUCCCAAGCAUGCUGCCCGGCUGCAGGCUCUGUCACAGAUCCACAUCCAGCAGCAGGAUCAGUGUGAGGAAGUGACUAAAGCGACCAAGGCCCUCCUUGAGGAGUACAACAAGAUGACGAUUCUCCUCUCCAAGCAGUUUGUCCAGUGGGAUGAGCUACUGUCCCAGCUGGAGGCAGUGAAACAAGUCAAACCAGCAACAGAGUGAGGGGAGGCAUUCAUUGGUUGAUUCCCCCCCAGAACAUGUUCCCCACUCAGGGCCCUCCAUUUCCUUGUAUUUAAUGUCUCAGUCACCCCCCCCCCGGUGGAUGUGACCUUCCUGUGCCCCCCCAGCUUUGUCUCUUCCCCUUCCACUUGGCAUAAGGAUUGGCCCUGUUUUUAUUAGAGUUUGGGGGAGGGGGCUUUAGGGGGUUACUAUUCUUUAGUCAGCCCCAAUUUGAAGUGGGAAAAGGAUGCCGGACAGUCCCUGUCUUUUACUCACUAUGGCUGGAAGUUCUGGGGGGAUCAGAAGUCGAGGUGACUUGCAGAGAUGCAGGUCUUGUCUCUGGGUUCUUUUUGUCCAGCUCUGUUGCCAUUGUCUCCUUUACUCCUCCUCCCCCAUAACUUACACCACAUAAUAAAAAUCCGAACUCUCUUGUCCUUAUUACUAUAAUAAUAAAGAACUGACACAGA
Vombatus ursinus (common wombat) is the source of this 1417-nucleotide messenger RNA. RefSeq names its product dynactin subunit 3 (gene DCTN3). Bases 393 to 953 code for a protein of 186 amino acids. NCBI's taxonomy places the organism in Eukaryota, Metazoa, Chordata, Mammalia, Diprotodontia, Vombatidae. The transcript has 7 exons. Gene Ontology annotation, biological process: cytoskeleton-dependent cytokinesis. The record is from RefSeq and is a predicted model, not a curated record. Gene Ontology annotation, cellular component: dynactin complex.